AAAUGAGUAAAGUUUAACAAUAGAAACAAUUGAGAUGCUUAAAACAUUUUUCGGCUGCUUUUAUCAUAUUUUUUUAAAUUGAAUUUUGGAAAGAUGCAAGUUCAACCACCUAAAAAUAAUAACAUAAGCGGAUCUAAUUUCUUACAAUUGCCACAACUUCAAUUUAAUAAGUUAGGAUAUCCUCAAGUUCAAGCAUUGAUUGAAUAUACGAAAGCUAAUAUAAAACCUUGGAGAUUAUUUCUAAAUACUAAUUAUGUUCGAUCACCUCAAAGCGUGUCAAUAUUAAGUAAAAGAAUAGUGAAGAACAUUGAAUACUUCCAGAGCAACUAUCUCUUUGUAUUCAUUGGAUUAUUUAUAUAUUGUCUGAUUACAUCGGGUUUAUUACUCCUUCUUAUUACAAUACUUUUUGGAAUUUAUUAUAUGGUAACUAAAUGGCAUACUAAUAAAAGAUUAUUGAUUCUUGGUCAUAGAUUAACUUUAGCUCAAUUAUAUGCAUUAAUUGGGAUUUGUUCAUUACCUUUCUUUUAUUUGGUUGGUGCUGGACAAUACUUGUUUUGGGUACUUGGCGCAUCCUUGUUUCUAAUAACACUUCAUGCAACUUUUUAUAAUAUUGACUCUGUUUUAUGUCCGGGACAAGAAGAACUUGAUACAUUAGUAGUUGAAGAAGUGUAAAGUUAUUUUAAAUAUGAAAACAAUUACAAUUAUAAAAAAAGAAACUAAAACGGUUUUUUAUGAAAGUAAUAAUUUACACAUCUUAUUCACGUAUAAAAAUAAAAAAAUAUGAACCAGAAAAUGGAAUAUAUUUAUAUUUAAAAACUAUGUUGAAAGAGAAUUGCAUUCUCUUAUUUUGUAUAUUGUCAUGAUUCUUUACUUUUGAUAAAAUGUCUCUUCUGUAUCUACUCUGUUUUCCAUUGCAAUUUUAAAUUUGCAUGAACGUGACAAAUUUUAUGGAAAUCAUAUAUUAUAAAAAUAAAUAAAAAAGAUACUGUAAUUUAUUAUUAUUUAUUGUAAUAAUUAUAUUAGUAAUAAAAAAAUAAUACUAUAUUUAUAUGAAAAAUGGAAAACAUCAGUUCUCUGCCAGGAAUCAGGAUCCAUCCUCAUUGGCACAUAUUAACUUCCAUUGUUUUACUUACCUAAUUUAUAUAGGUAAGUUUUAUGAUAGAUCAACUUAGGUCUAAAUACAAAAAAAACGAUGGUUUACAAAUGUAAUUAUAUGUAAGUUAAAAUUAUUACAAACUUAAUAUUAGGUUAUAUAAUCGUUAUUGUAAUACAAACAUGUUACAAAAUUUAUUAUUGUU
Molecule: messenger RNA, 1298 nt
Organism: Vespa velutina
Lineage: Eukaryota; Metazoa; Arthropoda; Insecta; Hymenoptera; Vespidae
Product: prenylated Rab acceptor protein 1
Exons: 5
Coding region: 94-672 (192 amino acids)
Cellular component (GO): Golgi apparatus
Source: RefSeq, a predicted model, not a curated record